Molecule: messenger RNA, 1870 nt
Organism: Musca vetustissima
Lineage: Eukaryota; Metazoa; Arthropoda; Insecta; Diptera; Muscidae
Gene: spdo
Exons: 4
Coding region: 1-1857 (618 amino acids)
Source: RefSeq, a predicted model, not a curated record
AUGUCGACCAAGCACAACUAUACCAAUCCGGCUUUCUGUCAGAAUAGUGAAUUCUAUCCGGUACCAUCGGCCACAGCGGAACGCACGGCCAAUAAGGAAAAUGUAGAGUCAAUUUACAAUCGUAGCUUACAGAUAAAUUUUAAUGCUAAUGCGACACGGUAUGAUGCACGCGAUAGUGCGGGACCCUUGCGUAUGCAGCGAAGCAUGUCAACAAGAUCGGUGGCUAUAAAGAAAACGAAAACAAGCGAAGUAACGACACCAACUAUACACCAGCAAUUGCAUCGGCAGCAGCAACAACAUUAUGAAAGACAGCAGCACCACCAGCAACAACAACAAUAUCAACAGCGUUCAGGUUCAGGGCGUUAUGCUUUAGUGCCCGUCGAAGAAUUAUCCGCAGACAUGAAUAAUCGUUAUGCCAUAGUUCCAGGGCCACCAGCGCGACGUUAUGCCAAAUCGCAGGAUGAUUUGGAUCGUUAUAGCUCGCAGAUCCAAUUGGAUCAGGAUGAGCCCCAUUCCUUUCAUGAAGAUCCCACAGGAGGUGGUGCUGGGCCCUAUGCCAGUUUGCCUCCUGUCCUGGAGACGGGAAAAUUACAUCCCAAGCGUCGUAUUUCCUUACAAAAUCGUCAAAGUUCUCAACAAAAUCUGCAGGCACCAAAAAUCAAACAUGCCUUCUCAAGUGAUUUCGGCAGCAAGACAUUCCUAAUUGUGGAUAAAAAUUCCAAUCAACGUUAUCAAAUGGUACCCACAGCGGAGGAUGAAGAGCUCGUGGAUGAUAAUCAGGAGAUCAUACAAAUGCAUAAUGGCAAGGCCCAUCGUUAUGCAGUUAUUCCAGCCGAAGAUGAUGAUGAUGAAUAUGAGAAUAACAAUGAAGAAGAAACCUGCCUCAGUAAUCCCGAUUUAAAUCAAAGUCAAAAUUUCCUACCCUUGGGCUAUGAGACCACACGUACACCCAUGAGGACAUCCACACCCCAGAAGGGCAUGUCAAUGGGAAAUUUGGCCUCCUACCCAAGUACUCCGUUGAAAAAUCCUCAGGCCACAAAAAUGUUACAUGAAUUGCUUUCGACGCCAAGGAAAACUCCUGUGCAAAAUAGCCGAUCAAAUACACCGCGUAAUAUGUAUGCCUCACAACGCGAGCUAAGGAUACAAUAUGCCCAACAGGGACAACAGAUAAAUUUCUCAUCAUCCGGAGGACAAUCUUCUCAGAAUCAGGGACCUCCGUUAUUGCCACGUAAAAAUUCCCAUCUUUCACCACAGCGAUUGCAUUAUGAAACGGUCAAGCCUGUGGUUACACCACCCCAUCAGAAUGAUCGCACCAUGGCCGUAAUACAACCACGAGUGGCUGGGACCACAUAUCCUCAAAUUGAGGAGGAGGAUUGUAGCAGUAUUCAAGGUAAGGCGGGCAACAAUCAAUCAUACCCCCAAAAAAUUGUUAGUGCCACCAUUACCUUGGCCAUCGUUUCGCUGAUGUUGGUUCUGGGUAGUUCCAUGAAUUCGGCCCUGAUUGUCUAUAUGAUAGCCCAUUUGGGUCGUUCAUUUUACCUACAAUUCAGUUUGGUGGCUGCCAUCAGCGGUGUCGGAUUGGGAUUCCUUGGCUUUCGUUCAAGGCACUGUGAAUGGCUCCCCAAUCGCAGUUAUACUUCGGGCUAUAUUUUGGUAACAGUAUUUUGUCUACUAAAAUGUUGUUGCCUUUUGGUAAUACUGGUAUUGGACCCAUUUCCCGGAUUACCUCUACAUGAUGUUACCACCGGUAUUAUUUUGGGUCUAUCCACAUUUACUAUGUUUUUUAUAGGUUUGGGUGUGAUUGGUACACUGUGGUGUUAUCGUCCACCACCAGAUAAUCGAGUUAAUGUUGUUUAAGAAAAUAAUUUUU